Messenger RNA from Zootermopsis nevadensis, 1717 nucleotides. It is a transcript of the gene Fis1, whose product is annotated as Mitochondrial fission 1 protein. The record is from RefSeq and is a predicted model, not a curated record. Gene Ontology annotation, molecular function: protein binding. NCBI's taxonomy places the organism in Eukaryota, Metazoa, Arthropoda, Insecta, Blattodea, Termopsidae. Gene Ontology annotation, biological process: mitochondrial fission; peroxisome fission; autophagy of mitochondrion. Gene Ontology annotation, cellular component: mitochondrial outer membrane; peroxisomal membrane.
GUCGUGUCUUCCUUUGUCUGUGCUAGGUGCUCUGACCUAUGAAUAUUAUCUGUGCUAUGUGCAGUGGUUCUUCUAACAUUUCACAACGCAGUCAACAUGGAAGAUGUGUUGAGUGAGAUUGUGUCACCACAAGAUUUGAAGAAAUAUGAGCGUGCUUACCAUGAAGAGCUGCUUAAAGGAGAAGUAACGCAGAAAGCACAAUUUGAGUAUAGUUGGUGUUUGGUUCGAAGCCAGUAUUGGGCAGACAUCAGGAAAGGGAUCACUCUUCUCGAAGAUCUUUACAACAGCGGCAGUGAAGACGGAAGGCGCGACUAUUUGUAUUACUUGGCGAUAGGGAAUGCUAGAAUAAGGGAAUAUGGUAAAGCCUUGAAGUAUGUCAGAUCAUUCUUACAAAUUGAGCCAGGAAAUCAGCAAGUCCAAAAUUUGGAAACGUCGAUCAGAAAAACGAUGGAAAAAGGACUUGUUUCAGAGGGUCUGAAAGGACUGGCUAUGGCGGGAGGUGUCGUGUUGGCUAUAGGUGGGUUAGUUGGCCUGGGUAUUGCCUUAACCAAAUCGAAGUGAUAUGACACUGCAACAGGACUUCAUCACCCGUGUGGAUCUGACUGAUAACGAGUAACAUCCAACAUCAUGUAUUCAAUUUUAAGAAGACUACAGCUUUCAUAUUAGUUACGCCUAGACCAUACAAUGUAGGAUUUGAGGUUUUUAUGGCAGCGAAUCUGAAGAUCACAGUCUUCUGGGUUGUUGCGCCGCGGACAUCUACCAGACUUCAUGGCGCGACAAUCCAGAAGACAGAUCUUUAGACCAUGUAAUCUUCGCUGAUGCUUACGAUUGAAAAUGAUGAUCAUUUAGGUGUCUCGUUGUCAGCAGAAUUCCGUCAAAGUUGACUUUAAUUUUUGUGUUGUUUGUAGAGUAUGUUAACGGUUGUAUUAAAUAUUAUUUCUGUGAUAAUUUCAUGUUAUAUAGUGUUUUUUUUUAAAAUCGUGCAGGUGGAUUGCCGCUUUUAUUGCACGUAUUCCACCGUUUGAAAGCACUGGAAAUGUAUAGUAGUACACACAUGCAAGAUUAUACCUGAAGUUGAUUAUAACAAUAAUUUGCAUUAACUCAUUUAUUAAAAAAGAGUCUUAAACUUGAUUAUAAUUUGAAUUUUAUCACCUAUUUGAAGUAAACUAUAUGUUUUGUAAUACAAAGCCUAAAUUGUCCGCAGUUUGUGCCAUCAGCAGUAAAGCUGAUCAGGGACAUUCCACAGAUAUUAAUAAAGAUUUUAUGUAUUUUGUAUAGUCUGCAUAAAAGUGAUAUUUAUCUUGUAGUAUCCACUGUACAUGUGUAUUGUGUGCACCUGCAGUUUGAUAAUGAUGUUAUUGAUUGUGAUAUUAAAAACCUGCUCCAUCCUGCUUUAUCUUCCUUAACAUUGUUAUUAAAAUAUGUUUCUUUGAACUUUCGGGUUUUGUGUUGAUGCUAUGUAAUGUGACUUGUUGAAGAAUAUGAACCUAAUAACAAUUAUGAAAGCUUAUUCAGCAAAUAGAAGUUAAAAUAAUUUGAUGAUGUAAUCAGAUUCAUUCCAGUUUGAAAUUGGAUUAACAUGAGAGGAAAUGCACACUCCGAGGCAUCCACCGAAGUUAUAUGCACUGAAAUGUAAUUCUAUAAAAUUAGUGUAAUUUUGUAACAAACAUUUUUCUUCAGAGCAAAAUAAAUAACAGUGAACCACGAUUAUCAAUAG